AUGCCAGCCCUCCCGGACAUCGGCUUCGGCGCGCCCACCCUGCGCCCGUCCGCAAGUGUGCCGCUUAUCCCCACACCAGCUGGUGGCCGCCGGCGCGUCCGCAACCACCAGGCUUGCCAGACCGACGAGUCUGCUCUGCCCCAGCUGCGAGAGCUCCAGUCUCAGCUGGACGAGUCACGAGAAAUGCUGAGCAGGCUGAUGCACGCGCUGCGGAGCACAGAGGCGCGAAUUCACCGCGACGUGCAGCACGAGUACGAGCUGCGGCUGCGUAACCAGUCACGACGCGCCGGUGAGAAGGCGUCCUUUUUGCAGAAGCGAGCGGAGCACAGGGUGGCUGCCCUCAAUACCUGGCAGAGUGAUCACGCGGCUGCGCUGGAGUCGGCGUUGCGUGAGCGAGAUGAGCAGGCGCGACGCGCGAACAACGCCAUCGCGGAGCUGCAGGAGGGGCAGCGGGCACAAAUGUUGCUGCGAGAGGAGAACGCGCGGCUGGCGAAUGCAGCCAAGGCGAGCCGCGGCGUGACAGCUAAGCUCGAGGCUGCACUCAAAGCGCAGGAGCAGACCAUUGCCAGCCUCAGGACGCAGAUUCGGGCAGAAGUGUGA
This is a messenger RNA of Emiliania huxleyi CCMP1516, 600 nucleotides long. RefSeq lists its product as hypothetical. The coding region runs from base 1 to 600 and encodes 199 amino acids. The record is from RefSeq and is a predicted model, not a curated record. The transcript is spliced from 3 exons. Lineage: Eukaryota; Haptophyta; Isochrysidales; Noelaerhabdaceae.